This is a messenger RNA of Striga hermonthica, 1812 nucleotides long. Lineage: Eukaryota; Viridiplantae; Streptophyta; Magnoliopsida; Lamiales; Orobanchaceae. The record is from the annotation of a GenBank genome assembly.
AUGGGAUUCACAUCCGAUAAAUCCUCCUCUAACCCUCAUUCAGAUCUCGUCACCCCUCUCGCAUCCCCUCCCGCCAUGGCCGCCGCCGCCGGAAAAUCCUAUUGGCGUUUCGGCAAGGAGGAUUUCUUCCCCGAGCCCACCUUCUCCGACCUCCCCACAUACCUCUCCGCCCUCCGGGACACCCCCCGCCGCCUCCGCGACCGCCUUCUCGGCCGGUCCUCUGACUCCGACGAGCUCGUCCGGAGCAAGCGACAGUCGGAGAAUGAGAUGAAGAGAUGCCUAACGUGGUGGGACCUCGUCUGGAUGGCCUUCGGCUCCGUCGUCGGCUCCGGGAUCUUCAGCAUCACGGGCCUGGAGAUGCACGACCACGCCGGCCCCGCAAUCGUCAUCUCCUACGCCCUCUCCGGCCUCUCCGCCCUCCUCUCCGUCUUCUGCUACACCGAAUUCGCCGUCGAGGUCCCGAUCGCCGGCGGAUCCUUCUCCUUCCUCCGGAUCGAGCUGGGGGAUUUCGUCGCCUUCAUCGCUGCCGGCAACAUAUUGCUCGAAGGCCUCGUCGGCGCCGCUGGGCUGGGCCGGUCCUGGUCCUCCUACCUCGCCAGUAUGAUCAAGAGCGACCCCGAUUGGCUUCGAAUUAGGGUUGAUUCCUUCGCGAAUGGAUUCAAUUUUCUGGAUCCUCUGGCCGUGGUCGUGUUGAUUGUCGUGAACGGGUUCGCCAUGACGGGCACGAAGAGGGCUUCCAUUCUGAACUGGAUCAGCUCGGUUUUCGGGGCGGCCGUCAUCGUUUUCAUCAUCAUCUUCGGGUUUGUGCAUGGUAAAACCGAGAAUCUUGUGCCGUUUUUCCCUCACGGUGCCGGAGGGGUUUUCACGGCAGCUGCAGUCGUGUACUGGUCCUACACAGGCUUCGACAUGGUGGCCAACAUGGCCGAGGAGGUUAAAAAGCCCUCCAGAGAUAUACCGAUCGGGCUCGUGGGCUCUAUGUCUUUAAUCACCAUUGUCUACUGCCUGAUGGCUCUGGUUCUUGCUAUGAUGGUCAGGUACACUCAGGUCGAUGUCAAUGCUGCUUACUCAGUCGUGUUCGAUCAAAUUGGGGUGAAAUGGGCCAAGUAUUUGGUGAGCUUUAUCGCGUUGAAAGGGAUGACCACAAGCAUGCUGGUUGGCUCGAUGGGCCAAGCACGGUACACAACUCAGAUUGCUCGUUCUCACAUGAUUCCCCCUUAUUUUGCUCUGGUCCACCCAAAAACCGGCACUCCAAUAUACGCGACAUUGUUAAUUACCACAGGUAGCUGCAUUCUUGCAUUCUUCUCGAGUUUGGAUGUUUUGUCGAGCGUGCUCUCGUUUAGCACGUUGUUCAUCUUCAUGCUCAUGGCUGUUGCUUUACUGAUGAGAAGGUACUAUGUUAGUGGGGUUACCCCAAAGCACGACUUGUUCAAGUUUAUAUCCUCGUUGUUUGUUGUGUUCGUGGGGGCUCUUGGGGUUACGAUCCUCUGGAGCUCAGGCAGGAGGGGUUGGGUGGGGUACGCUGUGUUCGGGUGUUUGUGGGCUUUAGGGACUUUAGGAAUGGCUUUGACGUCGAAACAUAGGGUUCCGAAAGUUUGGGGUGUCCCACUCGUGCCAUGGCUGCCUUGUUUGUCGAUCGGGAUGAAUCUUUUUCUGAUCGGGUCACUUGGUCGGGUGGCAGUUUUGAGGUUCUUGAUAUGCAGUGCUGUCAUGCUCGUGUACUAUGUGCUGGCAGGGGUACACGCAACGUAUGACAUGGCGCAUGCAGAUGGGCCGGAGGCGAAGAUGGAGGGAGGUGGGGAGUUUGUUCAUUAG